Molecule: messenger RNA, 4972 nt
Organism: Rhincodon typus (whale shark)
Lineage: Eukaryota; Metazoa; Chordata; Chondrichthyes; Orectolobiformes; Rhincodontidae
Product: contactin-associated protein-like 2
Exons: 24
Coding region: 232-4197 (1321 amino acids)
Source: RefSeq, a predicted model, not a curated record
UGGAGGGAGAGACGGCAACACACACACACACAGGAAGCUGGAACAGGAUUAUUACCAUAGAGUCAGACCAGAGACUCAGUAAGACCGAAAGAGCUGUCGCCUCACUGGCAGCAGUAUUUAUUCCCUAUUUAUGAUUUACUCUGGAAUUGAGAAGGCGGAAGAAGCGGCUGUCAUCAUUAGUUUUUUUUUAUAUCUGUGCCCGUGUUUUAAUUAUUUGCAACCGGGCUGUGAAUGAACUGGACGAUGUUUGGGCUCCUUCUACGCAGGAUAACGGCGCUUUUCUGGAUUUUCCUCAGCAGCGGCAUCAGCAGCGUGGGACUGGCAGCAUCCCAGAAAUGUGAUGAACCACUGACUGUCGCACUUCCCCACUCUUCCUUUAGUAGUUCAUCUGUGAUGUCAGGCAGCUAUGUACCUGGCUAUGCUAAACUGAAUAAGAGAGGAGGUGCUGGUGGCUGGUCCCCUCUCGAUUCUGAUCAUUACCAAUGGUUGCAGAUGGACUUUGGAAACAGGAAACAGGUCACGGCUGUAGCAACACAAGGCAGGUACAGCAGCUCAGACUGGGUGACACAGUACAGACUACUUUAUAGCGAUAAAGGGCGGAACUGGAAACCUUACCAUCAGGAUGGCAACAUCUGGGCCUUUGCAGGAAACACAAACUCAGAUGGAGUAGUGAGACAUGAUUUACAGCAUCCAAUCAUAGCACGCUAUGUACGUUUAGUACCACUGGACUGGAAUGGUGAAGGUCAUAUCGGGUUGAGAAUUGAAGUCUUUGGUUGCCCCUACUGGGCAGAUGUUAUCAAUUUUGAUGGCUACAGUCCAUUAUCCUAUGUGUUUAGAAAUAAGAAAAUGAAAACACUAAAGGAUAUUAUUUCACUGAAGUUUAAAACAUCUGAGAAUGAAGGUGUUAUAUUCCAUGGCGAAGGACAGCAAGGAGAUUAUAUAACGCUUGAAAUCAAAAAAGCAAAGCUGGUUCUUCGUGUGAAUUUAGGUAGCAAUCAACACAGUUCUAUCAAUGGUGACACCUCUAUUACAACUGGCAGCCUUCUGGAUGACCACCACUGGCACUCAGUGAUCAUUGAACGCUAUGGACGCAAUAUCAAUUUUACAUUAGACCGAGAGACUCAACAUUUCAGGACCAAUGGAGAAUUUGACCACUUGGACCUUGACUACGAGCUCAGUUUUGGAGGAAUGCCAUUUUCUGGAAAGCCGAGUUUUAAUGGAAAAAAUUUUAAAGGCUGCAUGGAAUCUAUAAAUUAUAAUGGAAUUAAUAUCACUGACCUUGCCAGGAGGGGGAAACUGGACACAUCUAAAGUGGGUAAUCUGAGUUUCUCCUGUGUGGAAUCUCGUGCUGUACCUGUGUUCUUUAAUAGCAGCAGUUAUUUGCUGUUGCCUGGACACAUGAACCAGGACUUGUUUUCCAUCAGCUUUAUGUUUCGAACAUGGAAUCCCAACAGUCUGCUACUUUUCAGCAAAUUUGCCCCAGGUUAUGGAAUGGUGGAAAUCAACCUUAGUGAUGGAAAAAUCAGCAUUAACAUCAGCAUCAAUCAGACAAAGAUGAACACCAUUGAGAUGUUUGCAGGUUUUGGGCUCAAUGAUGGACAGUGGCACACAGUACAAUUUCAUGCCAAAGAAAAUUCUGCAAUCCUCACUAUUGAUGGUGAUGAUGCCUCUGCUGUACGGACAAACAGUUCAAUGCAAAUCAAAACUGGAGAUCAAUAUUUCUUUGGAGGUUACCCUGAUCUACUGAACAACACAAAACCAAGUCUUUCUCGGCGUUCCUUUCAAGGCUGCAUGCAACUUCUUCAUGUGGAUGAUCAGCUGGUUGACUUACAUGCUGUUGAGCAAGGAAAACUCGGGUGGUUUACCAAUGUUAACAUUGACAUGUGUGCUAUCAUAGACAGGUGCUUACCAAAUCACUGUGAGCAUGGAGGAAGAUGCACACAAACCUGGGACACCUUUACGUGUAACUGUGAGGGAACAGGAUAUUCUGGGGCAACAUGCCAUAACUCUAUGUAUGAACAAUCCUGUGAGGCAUAUAAGCAUCUUGGUAAAACAUCGGAUACUUACUGGAUCGAUCCUGAUGGCAGCGGUCCACUAGGACCAUUCAAAGUCUACUGCAAUAUGACAGAAGAUAAAGUCUGGACGACAUUAUACCAUGACAUGCCACAGCAAAGAACAAUUUCUGGAUCUACUCCAGAGAAACCUGUUGUUGUGAAGUUGAAUUAUAGCACCUCACUGAAUCAGAUCUCUGCUGUUACGAAAAGUGCAGAGUAUUGUGAACAAUAUGUGUCAUACUCUUGCAGGAUGUCGCGACUGUUGAACACUCCAGCUGGAAAUCCAUAUACUUGGUGGAUAGGAAGAGGAAACGAGAAGCAUUAUUACUGGGGAGGUUCUGGCCCUGGAAUACAGAAGUGUGCUUGUGGGAUUGAGCGAAAUUGUACCAAUCCAAAGUAUUACUGUAACUGUGAUGCUGAUGCCAAACAGUGGAGAAAGGAUACUGGCCUUCUCGCCUAUAAAAGUCAUCUGCCUGUAAGCCAGGUAUUAGUUGGAGACACCAGCCGUUCAGGAUCUGAAGCAAGACUUGCAGUUGGUCCACUGCGUUGUCAAGGAGACAGAAACUAUUGGAAUGCUGCCUCAUUCAAUACACCUUCAUCCUAUCUGCACUUCUCAACUUUCCAUGGAGAGACCAGUGCUGACAUCUCAUUUUACUUCAAGACCUCUGUUCCUUAUGGAGUAUUCCUCGAAAACUUGGGCAAUACAGACUUUAUAAGGCUUGAGCUGAAAUCACCUACUGAGGUAACGUUUUCAUUUGAUGUGGGUAAUGGCCCAGAGGAGCUAACAGUGAGAUCUCCAAAUCCUUUGAAUGAUGACCAAUGGCAUCGGGUAAUUGCUGAACGCAAUGUGAAGGAAGCAAGCCUUCAAGUGGAUCUACUGCGCAGGGAUUUCAGGAAGGCACCAAGUCAGGGUCAUACUAGACUGGAACUCUACAGCCAGCUCUAUGUGGGAGCCGCUGGCGGUCUACGAGGUUAUCUUGGUUGUAUCCGGUCUUUACGAAUGAAUGGUGUUACUCUCGACCUUGAGGAGAGAGCAAAAAUUACUCCAGGGGUGAAACCUGGCUGCUCAGGCCAUUGUACCAGUUAUGGCAUGUAUUGUCGAAAUGGUGGAAAGUGUGUGGAGAAGUACAAUGGCUACUCGUGUGACUGUAUUCAUACUGCAUAUGAUGGUCCCUUCUGCACUAAAGACGUUGGUGGGUUUUUUGAGGCUGGGACAUGGAUACGCUACAACUUCCAGUCUCCUAUGGACAUUCCUAAGGACUUCAAGAGAGCACCACAGGCAGUAAACCCCAACCUUACCUUGACCAAAGAAGAUCUGGUUUUCAGUUUCAGCACAACAAACACGCCCAGCAUUCUCCUGUAUAUUAGCACCUACUCCCCGGAUUACAUGGCCGUGAUUCUGAAACACAAUGGAAGUCUUCAGAUUCGGUACAAUCUAGGAGGUACAAAGGAACCUUUCAGAAUUGACCUAAACCACAGAAAUCUGGCUAAUGGACAACCACAUAGUGUCAACAUCAGCAGACAUGGGAAGGAACUAUAUCUCCAGCUGGACCAUUAUCCUGCAGUACCUUACAGCCUGCCACCAACGACAGAUAUCGAGUUUAACUUUCUGAAGACACUGUUCCUAGGGAGAGUUGUUGAAAUUGGAAACAUUGACCAGGAGGUACAGAAGUAUAAUACUCCAGGCUUUGUCGGCUGUCUGUCACGAGUUCAGUUCAAUGACAUUGCACCACUCAAGGCUGCACUGAGACCCAGCGCCUCUUCACCAGUCAGUGUCCAAGGAGAAUUUGUUGAAUCAAAUUGUGGAGCAUCCCCUUUAACCAUUUCACCAAUGCCAGCUGCAACAGAUCCAUGGCAUUUUGGCUCAGCUAGUGCAGAAUUUCCUUACAACGAAGAGAGUACAAUCACAGAUGGAGUGAAUCGAAAUUCAGCAAUUAUUGGCGGUGUUAUUGCAGUUGUAAUCUUCACCAUCCUUUGUACAUUAGUCUUUUUGAUCCGUUAUAUGUUCCGCCACAAAGGAACCUACCACACCAAUGAGGCCAAGGGGGCUGAAUCUGCCGAGAAUGCUGAUGCAGCUAUAAUGAACAAUGAUCCCAACUUCACAGAAACCAUUGAUGAGAGUAAAAAGGAAUGGUUCAUCUAAAAUGCUUGCAGAAAGAUUCUCCACUGAUGUUAUUUUGGUGAUUCUGAAAAGAUGAGCACAAGUGAACCAAAAUGGAAAACACACACACAAAGAGGGAUUAAGAUUCAAAAGAAAACUAAAUAUAUGAUACUAUGGAUUAGCACCGGUUUUGAAAAGAAUUUUCCCAAGUAUGUAAUACUAAUUGGAAUGCAUUUACACUUCAGAACAAAAAGCUGAUAGUUUAGAUGAUUACGCAUAUGCCAAAUACCAAUUGUAAAUAUGUUUUAUGUAGAUCAUACAAGUACAAAUGAUAUGUUUUUGUUGCUGAAGACGCUUAUGAAGUUCCUGUAUUUUACAAUGAAAACAGAUAAAUCUUCAUUGCCAGAGUUUGUGCAAAGAAUAAUUUGGCAUGCUGUGGUUAAAAAAAAACAUUUUUUUAAAUUAUAAUUUAAGCUGGUUCCAUUUCUUUUUAAAUUUUUAUUUUGUUUCUUAAAAGAAAAGCUGUUCUCUCAAGCUAUUUGAUUGGCAAGUUAUAAAUAAAAUGGUCACAGAGAUGUGUGUUAAUACCUACACUCUUGUGUGUAUGUGUGAGGGAGAAUACGUGACCAGAGUGCAUGAUGGGAACUACCAGAGUCUCUCUUCACCCAUGGUGCCCUGACUAACUGAAGAAUGCUGAAGUGUACACAGCAAAUAAUUUUAAUCUUUCAUUUGUAUUGCUCAACAAUUUCUGUUCCUAAUCGUUUAUCACUGUAUAAAUUUUCUAUUCUUAUAUUUUAUAAAUGUUCAUUAUCUUGUC